CCUGACCGUGAGGUCUUGUCCAUUAAUUCGAUUUCCAGCAAAUCAAAUUUAAAGAUUGACACCAGAAGAAAGGAAAUCAUUGCAGUCAUUUGCUUCUCCUCUGAAUAUAAAAAGGCGAAAGACGCGAAGAAGAAGAUAUUGAAGUGGCCAACAUGGAUGAAAAGAAAGCGAAGGAUCCAGUUGCUUGCCUCUCCUCUGAAUCAGAAGAAGAAGAAGAAGAAGAAGAUUAUGAGGACGACGAAGAGAUGAGUGGUCAAUCCUGCAGCGACGAGGAGAGCGACUGGAACGAGGAGGAGGAAGCAGAUCUUGAGUCCUCCGAAGAUGAUGAUGGAUCUGAUGACGAUGACAAAGGCGGUUUAAAGUCGACCAAGGUGAUCGACAGUGAAGACAGCUGCAACAGAGUCAUCUUCCUUCUCAAAGGAGGGAGUGAUCUACAAGAACUUAAACUAGUAGAGUGCAAGGCAUAUUUGCGGAAGCAUGGAUUGAGAUUAACAGGGAACAAAGCAGUUUGUAUACAAAGAAUAAAGGAGCAUUGGAGGUCAGCUUUAUAUGAUUUUAUACAUUAUUAUCAUUUUUAUAUCAUUAUAGCCAUAUUGAUUGCUUGCUCAAGUUGCUUUAGGAUGGAUGAAGGACCUCCAUUUUUCUCGCUGAUUCAACCUCGUGCAUUUCCUUUUUGUUUCCUUUUUAUUUAUUGUUUUUGGGAGAUUGUGAAAAGUCCAAAACAUCUGUUUUCUUGGGUCUAUUUUCUCAUCUUGCAUGUUCCCUUUGGAGUUGUGCAUCUAAUUCCUGUGAGUGUGGCUCAUGUGUGAGUGGGUGCAAAUGAUGCAACAAUCAAUAUAACGUAUGUAACUCUAGUUAAACCAAAAAACGUCUAAUAAAUCACUUCAUGCUUAAUCACAUAUACAUCUUAAUUUUUUUCACAUAACAGAUACAUAUAUUACAUAUAAAACUCUAUAGUUAAACCAAAAAGCAUCUAAUGUCCAGAACAUCUUAUCUUUUAUGGUCAAGUGUCUUUGCCCUCUCCCAUUCCACCAUCAAAUCCAAUGUCCCUCUUUUGCUUUCUUCCUUUGGAAAAGUUCCGACUCUUCCAAAUUCCUUCACCCCCUCAGUUGGGGCCUCUAUUUGUCUCCCUAAAUAUGAAGGAGGCUUGGGAUUGAGAAGAACCAAGGAAACUCUUCCAAAUUUCUUCACCCCCUCAUCUGGAAAAUUGCUUCCAAGGAAAAAGGGAUUUGGGUUUCCUGGGUCUACUCUCAUCUCCUCAAGAAUGACUCCAUGUGGACGGUUUCCCCUUCCUCUGAUGCCUCUUGGGUCUGGCGCAACAUUCUCAAUGUCCGCCCCAUGGCCUUACAUACCAUCUCCUCCUCUAUUAGCAAUGGCCUACACCAAUCUCUGGCUCAACCCUUGGCACCCUGCAGGUGCCCUUCCUCAAAAUUAUUUACUCCUCUGGCUUAGGGAGAAAUGCCUCUGCCUCUGCCUCUGCCUCCUUCAUCACCUUUAAUAAUGUUUGGCGCCCCCCCUUUCAGAUAUUUGGUCCUCAUUCUGUCCCCUUCCUACAGGCCACUGUGGAGGAGAGGGUACCAGCUUCUGGCUUCCCUACCACACUAGGAAAUUUAGCUCUGCCUCUGCUUGGAACCUUAUCCAAUCCUCCUUUGGCCAACAACCUUCCUUGGGCAUAAAACCACCUAGUUUAAACGCCACAUCCCCCGCCAGAGCUUCACAGCUUGGCGUGCCUUGACCAACUGCCUCCCAACGCAAUCAUUCCUCACCUACCUAUACAUCAAAUUGCCCCCCUCUUGUUGUCUUUGUUGGAAUGCCAAUGAAGACGUUGACCACCUUUCUUAUCCUACCCCUUCUCCAUCAUAUAUGGAAGGAGAGUCCUUCGCAACUGCUGGCCAUCCUGAAGGAAUCCCCUCCCUCU
Macadamia integrifolia is the source of this 1918-nucleotide messenger RNA. RefSeq names its product zinc finger CCCH domain-containing protein 62-like. The coding region runs from base 153 to 809 and encodes 218 amino acids. NCBI's taxonomy places the organism in Eukaryota, Viridiplantae, Streptophyta, Magnoliopsida, Proteales, Proteaceae. The transcript is spliced from 3 exons. The record is from RefSeq and is a predicted model, not a curated record.